CAAAGAUAAAAUGCUCGGAUUGAAUUGAAAGUCGUCUAUUUCCUAUUGUCUGGUCUUUACUCUCAAACUCGUCUUAUCUUUCUCUCUUCUUGACGUUUUUAUUUUUCCCGGCGAAAUCCGAUUGCGAGAUCUGGUCCGACGAAUCAUCGUGCUGCCUUUUUUUCCCCUUUUCUUUUUCUACACGCAGUUAAAAAUCAUGAACCCCGAGUAUGAUUAUUUGUUUAAGCUUCUGCUUAUUGGAGAUUCUGGUGUUGGAAAAUCAUGUCUUCUCUUGAGAUUUGCUGAUGAUUCAUAUAUUCAGAGUUACAUCAGUACAAUAGGAGUUGAUUUUAAAAUACGCACUGUGGAGCAAGAUGGGAAGACCAUUAAACUUCAAAUAUGGGACACUGCUGGGCAAGAACGAUUUAGGACAAUCACCAGUAGCUACUACCGUGGGGCUCAUGGUAUCAUAAUUGUUUAUGAUGUAACAGACCAAGAGAGCUUUAAUAAUGUCAAGCAGUGGCUGAGUGAAAUUGAUCGCUAUGCUAGUGAUAAUGUCAACAAACUUUUGGUUGGAAACAAGUGUGAUCUCACCGCUAAUAAAGUUGUGUCAUAUGAAACAGCUAAGGCAUUUGCAGAUGAAAUUGGAAUACCUUUCAUGGAAACCAGUGCUAAAGAUUCUACAAAUGUGGAGCAAGCUUUCAUGGCUAUGGCUGCUGCCAUCAAGGAUAGAAUGGCAAGUCAACCAGCCAUGAACAAUGCAAGGCCUCCAACAGUACAGAUCCGAGGUCAGCCAGUUGCACAGAACAGUGGCUGCUGCUCCUCUUAGGUAACAACGCAUUAAUAAAAUAACCUCAGUUUGCUGGUUGUCAUGGUGUAAGAUUGCACUUGUCCUUUAGUCUUUUGAAUUGAAAACAUGUAUCUUCUUGACCCACAUCAAGAACGGGAACUCAUACUUGGUGGAUCGCAUUCUUUCUACACACUUGUUUAUCAAGGCUUGUACAAAGUGGAAAUGCUUAUAAAUGUUAGUAUUCUUCUUCCUGUCCCA
This is a messenger RNA of Mangifera indica (mango), 1027 nucleotides long. RefSeq names its product ras-related protein RABD2a. The transcript is spliced from 8 exons. The record is from RefSeq and is a predicted model, not a curated record. NCBI's taxonomy places the organism in Eukaryota, Viridiplantae, Streptophyta, Magnoliopsida, Sapindales, Anacardiaceae. Gene Ontology annotation, molecular function: GTP binding; GTPase activity. Bases 197 to 808 code for a protein of 203 amino acids.